Molecule: messenger RNA, 691 nt
Organism: Dreissena polymorpha
Lineage: Eukaryota; Metazoa; Mollusca; Bivalvia; Myida; Dreissenidae
Exons: 6
Coding region: 113-592 (159 amino acids)
Molecular function (GO): calcium ion binding
Source: RefSeq, a predicted model, not a curated record
GAGCGCAUGGCCUACAAAAGUCCAAGCCUUAUCUGUCCAAGCGAUCACGACAUUGCAAUUAAAGUAAAACGCUGCAGACAUCAUUAUCUUCUCAGUCGCAGACAACGCCACAAUGCGCUUCCAUACAUGUGUCCUUCUUUUGGCUUUAGUUGGCAUCGGUGCCGGGAUCAACGUGCUUCUGCUGAAGCCUUAUGACGUCACGGCGGCUCACAUGUACGACAGCUCGGACAGCAACCACGACGGCAUCUUCACCUUGGAGGAGUUCGCAGCGGAGUUCAAGGUCUACGACAUCAACCAUGACGGCGCCGUCACGCGCCACGAGUACACCGCGUACGUCUGCUUCCUGUCUCCCACGCUGUACCAGAUCUCUCACUACAUGUACGACGAGUACGACAUAGCACCGGCCGACCACCAUCUCAAGCAGGCGGACUACAGCGCUUUCUACCACAAACUGGACGCAGACCACGACGGAACAGUGCAAAGGUCGGAGUGGAUAUCUUGGUGGUCCCAGAAAUUUGCCUCUCUGGAAACCGCAAAUGCGCAUACGCACGGCCAGGCGGACAGUAUCCAUGGCAACCACCACUGUCACUGAGUCACCAUGGUUACCGACACAGCAAUAUGCACGCCGGAAGUACAUGGCUCGUUUUUCUGUAUUAUGAGAAUGGCAUUUAAAUAAAUGAAUGUUGCUCUA